This is a messenger RNA of Schizosaccharomyces octosporus yFS286, 2184 nucleotides long. Its product is annotated as CK1/CK1/CK1-D protein kinase Hhp2. Gene Ontology annotation, molecular function: ATP binding; protein serine/threonine kinase activity. The transcript is spliced from 2 exons. Bases 14 to 1318 code for a protein of 434 amino acids. Gene Ontology annotation, cellular component: cytoplasm; nucleus. Lineage: Eukaryota; Fungi; Ascomycota; Schizosaccharomycetes; Schizosaccharomycetales; Schizosaccharomycetaceae. Gene Ontology annotation, biological process: peptidyl-serine phosphorylation; endocytosis; signal transduction. The record is from RefSeq and is a predicted model, not a curated record.
AUUUGAUUUCUUUAUGAUGCGAUUUUACCUACUACCGUCUACGGAUGAAGAAAACAAAGCAAGAAAAAUGUCAGUUGUUGAUAUAAAAAUUGGAAAUAAAUAUAGAAUUGGAAGAAAAAUUGGGUCAGGGUCUUUUGGGCAAAUUUACUUGGGACUGAAUGUCGUUAACGGAGAGCAAGUCGCAGUAAAGCUUGAGCCCUUAAAGUCCCGGCAUCAUCAAUUAGAAUAUGAAUUUCGAGUAUACAACAUCCUCAAAGGCAACAUUGGAAUUCCAAUUAUUCGCUGGUUCGGGAUAGUGAACAAUUAUAAUGCCAUGGUUAUGGACUUGUUGGGUCCUUCCUUAGAAGACUUGUUUUGCUAUUGUGGAAGAAAGUUUUCGUUAAAAACGGUUGUUCUCUUAGCAGACCAAUUGAUCAGUCGCAUUGAAUAUGUUCAUCAAAAGUCCUUUUUGCACAGAGACAUAAAACCAGAUAAUUUUCUUUUGAAAAAACAUAGCAAUGUCAUAACUAUGAUUGAUUUCGGGUUGGCUAAAAAAUACAGAGAUUUCAAAACUUACGUUCAUAUACCUUAUCGGGAUAAUAAAAACCUAACAGGCACAGCGAGAUAUGCAAGUAUUAAUACGCAUAUUGGGAUUGAGCAAUCCAGACGUGAUGAUUUAGAAUCCUUGGGAUAUGUGUUAUUAUAUUUCUGCCGAGGAAGUUUACCAUGGCAAGGCCUGCAAGCUGAUACAAAAGAACAAAAAUAUCAAAAAAUUCGCGAUACAAAAAUUAAUACCCCCUUAGAAGUACUAUGUAAAGGCCUCCCAGAGGAAUUUAUUUCCUACAUGUAUUAUACAAGACAGCUAUCGUUUACCGAGCAACCCGACUAUAAUUUUUUAAGAAGGCUAUUCCGAAACUUACUCAUACGGAAAGGUAUACAAUAUGAUUAUGUUUUCGACUGGAUGAUUCUUAAAUAUCAGAAGCGAGCGGCAGCUGCAGCUGCAGCUUCUGCAAAUGCUAAUAAUGCAAAUUUGACUCCUAACCAAUAUGGAAACCUUAAUACCUUGCCAUCCCCAGCGGUAUCUCCUCCUCCUGCUGGUAUUCCACCUCAAUUAACACCAAGUGUGAAAAAUUCCCCUGGUCGUAUAGCUACCGACCGGUUGCCGAAAACGCCUCAGUCUUAUUCUACCAAUGUCGUCCAGGGUAAUUCUCCUACCCCUCUCCCUGGUCAACUUCGUCCAACGUGUCAAAAUAAUGAUUUCAACAUCGUCCAUCCCACUUUCCAGGCUUCUUAUGGUCCUCAUAUGAGAAACCCAGUGAAUGAUGAGCAUGCUCCUUAAUAUACCUUUCAGUCAUCUAUAUGAGUAAGGUUAGGUUACGCAGGAUUAUUUUCGUUUAUCCUUCUUUGUCUCUUUCCAUAAAUUGCAUUGGUUUUAUGCACAUUAUAGGUGUCCUCCUAUUAAUAUCACUUCAUGAUCUGUACAGUGUAAAACUCGCUUAUUGCUGUCCAUCAUAAAAAUUAUUCUACCAGCAUAUAACUAUGGUGUGGAAAUGCUUCCGGAUGUGGCUUUCCUUUUCUUCUUCAACUGCUCGACUUUUUCCAUUGGCUCUUGCUUGUAAUUUUGACUAAUUUUUGCUUCUGUACCCGCCAUGGAGACACUGUUUAGCACUUCCGUGCUUUAAUUUUGUCUUUUUUUUGUUACUCUAUAACUAUCAAAUUAAUCUGCCUCCUCUAAUUUGACAGUGUUUUUAGCGAACGUGUACUUCGAACUGUUCAUAUACGCAGUAAGCAAACCGCACACUAUUAGGAACAGUUCUUGGAGUUUCAUCUCAGUGAGUAUAAUGGUAACUUAACCAAAGAUAAUAUUUAAUUAUAGUAAUCGGGCUUCGAGUGUAUGUUAAUGUCUCAUUGGACUUUUAUUUAUAUUACAUUAGCAGUUUGAAGCCUUUAUAUUAAGUUUUACAUAUAUUAAGAAAACAAUUCUUUCCUGUAAUGGAUAAUGCUUUCUUUUUUUUUCCUUUGUUUAUUUGUUGAUGCGCUCUUUCCAGUAAGAUGUUUAGGAACUUUUUUGUCAAAAUAUAUUGUCACUUGCUUUGUUACUCAUGCGUUAUUCAACCACUGCUGGGAUAGCUCAUAUGUUGUGUAUACAAAUUAUUCCUCAGACGGUAGUAUCUUGAUCAAAACGUAUAAUUUCAUUAGAAACAA